Molecule: messenger RNA, 1206 nt
Organism: Trypanosoma rangeli
Lineage: Eukaryota; Euglenozoa; Kinetoplastea; Trypanosomatida; Trypanosomatidae
Product: methyltransferase
Exons: 1
Coding region: 1-1206 (401 amino acids)
Source: RefSeq, a predicted model, not a curated record
AUGAACGCCUGUGUGACCAGCGCAGCACCGGGUGCUGAUGCCCCUAGCGCAACGGCGGGCAGCGGCUUUGGUGAGUGUCAUCGUUGGCGCAAAUAUCUGCAGGCGGCUUCUGCAGUUUAUUCUGAGCUCGAGCGGGAACGUGCGGCAGGAUGGCAGUCGGAGGCGUUGGAUUGGUGGUACAGGCAGCGGCAAGACGGUACGACUGCCACACCUGCGACAUCGUUUGGUAACAGCGACAUCGUGAGGUUGUGUGAGCGGUACUGCGAGCAUGCCGGGCGUGUGCUUCUGCGGGCUGCGCCGGAAUUUUUUACCCCCUCGUCUCCGGCAAGACGUGACCCACCGUUGGAGAAAGCGGUAGAGGCGGAAGAAUGGAGUUCACCCACUUUUCUUGACCUUGGCUCUGCUCCUGGCGGUGUGUCAAAGUUUCUCGUGUCGGAGCUUCAUUGGCGUGGUGUGGGGGUAUCGCUUCCCGUCAGUCACGGCGGCAUCGCAUCCGACGUGUCAUGGCUGCAGUCACCAGCGGCGGCCGCGCGGUACGAGUUUAUUGAGGGAAGCAUUACGGAAAAUGACUGGCAUGAAUCUAUUAGAGGGCGGACGUUUGACUUCGUCAAUGGUGGAGCGGUGCAGGAUCACGGGCAGCGCAGCGCAGAGCGACGCUCACACGACACCGAGGCUGAUAGGAACAGGGCGGAGGUUAUUGUUAGCGGUGAGGUGCAGCCCGUACUGCCGUGGUUUAGUUUUCUUGUGCCGCAGCUUCGCUUUGCGGUGGAGCACGUUGAAGAGGGUGGUGCAAUCAUGCUCGUCUUCGGCGUCCCACAGUGUGCCAGUCUUUCUAUUCUGCUUGAGAAGCUGCAUCCACUCGUGCACGGAGGCAUUCACAUUCUGGAGACGAUGCACCUGACCAAGUCUCCCGUGUACGUCCUUCUCUGCGGUGUCCACGUCCGACGCGAUGCGGAGACGCGGGCUGCGUGGGACAGCGUCCUGGCACUGCUAACGCAAGGAAGCAAAGACUUUUGGUUGGGGGAGACGGAGGAGGGAUUGCAGCUGGCGAAGACCGGGUUUGCGCGGCAUCAGAAGGGGCUGGAGGCUGUUUGGGGAAAAGCGGCCUCCUUCUUGCGCCGUCGCCGACUCCAGGCCGAGCGAGCCAUGGAGGUGUCUAUGAAUGGGAAACGAAGAGUGAAGCGGCAGCGUGACGGGGCAGCGUGA